Miscanthus lutarioriparius is the source of this 927-nucleotide messenger RNA. NCBI's taxonomy places the organism in Eukaryota, Viridiplantae, Streptophyta, Magnoliopsida, Poales, Poaceae. The record is from the annotation of a GenBank genome assembly.
AUGCUGCAACUCCGAAAUCGCCUCCUCCCUCUGCUCCGCGCCGCCUCCACGCGACACUCCCCAAUCCACCCCCGCGCGUCGCGCCUCCUCUCCACCUCCACCACCCUCCCCACGCCCUUCUCCCUCGAGGACUACCUCGUCGCUGCCUGCGACCUCGCCCCAGCCCAAGCCCGCGAGGUGUCCAAGAAGUUGUCCCGCGAGUUAUUAUCCAUUGUAUCCAGGAGACCAUUGGAUGAGCUCUCCUACUCCCGUCUCAACUCUGCCUCCAACCCUGAUGCUAUCCUCGCCUUGCUCUCCGGCGCCGGCCUCUCCCGCGCUGACAUCGCUGCCGUCGUCUCCGCGGACCCGCUGCUCCUCCGUGCUUCCGUGAAGAACAUCGCCCCCCACCUUCUUGCUCUCCGCGACCGCGUCGGUCUGUCCGUUCCCCAGAUCACUCGCUUCCUCAUGGUCAGCUCACGCGCUCUUCGCAAGGGUGACGUCUGUUCCAGGCUCGAGUUCUUCAUCUCCUUCUAUGGCUCGUUGGAACAGGUCCUGGUGGCCGCAAAGAGGAACAGGGCCCUCCUCACGGCGAGCCUGGAGAGGUUAAUAAAGCCUAACGUAGCUUUGCUUCGUCAGUGGGGUGUUCGAGAUAUUACCAAGCUGACUUCAAUCAGCCCGUGGUUGCUUGCGUUCAGCCUGGAACACGUGAAGGAGGUUCUGCUACGGGCGGAAGAACUUAGGGUGCCACCCACUUCGCGGAUGUUCAGGCAUGUGGUGGCGGUCCUCGCUAGGAAUUCCAAAGAGGAGGUCGCUGCCAAGCUUGAGUUCUUUAAGAGGACUCUUGGUUGUUCUGAGUUAGAGCUUUCCACUGCAGUGUCCAAGAAGCCAGCUAUAUUAGGAUUAUCUGACGAGAUUCUUCUUUGCAAGAUUGAGUUCCUUUGUCAAUGA